AUGGCCAAGGACGACAUUUCGUCGGCAGGGAUUGCCUUUGAGGAUGUGGAGCGCCAGGAUACUGUGUCGACAGCCAAGGCAACCAACAAUGCGAAAGCAGCUACUGAAGCAGAGCAUAAGAUGACCUUGCUACAAGGUAUCAGAACUUAUCCCAAGGCGAUCGCGUGGAGUGUUCUCAUUUCCACAUGUAUCGCAAUGGAAGGUUAUGAUAUCAGUCUGGUCAAUAAUUUCUAUGCGUUUCCACAAUUCACCCGCAAAUACGGCGAAUUGACGCCAGAUGGCUCCUAUCAAGUCCCAGCUGCAUGGCAAGCUGGCCUCAGCAACGGUGCCUCUUGUGGAGAAAUCAUUGGGCUCUUGAUCAACGGAUGGGCUUCGGAGAGAUUCGGGUACCGCUAUACAAUCAUGAUUUCCCUCGCCUUGAUCACCAUAUUCACGGCAAUCUUUUUCACGGCACCAAACAUUCAAACCCUCCUUGCAGCGGAAAUCCUUGCUGGAGUUCCAUGGGGCAUUUUCCAGACGCUCACGAUUACCUAUGCUUCUGAAGUUUGCCCUGUCGUCCUAAGAGGGUAUCUCACGUCAUACAUCAAUUUCUGCUGGGGACUAGGGCAACUUAUAGGCAUUGGGGUCAUCAAAGCAAUGUUAAAUCGUAAUGAUCAAUGGUCGUACCGAAUCCCAUAUGGAUUGCAGUGGAUGUGGCCAGUACCCCUCUUCGUUGCGAUUUAUCUCGCCCCGGAAUCACCGUGGUGGUUGGUCAGAAAGAAUAGGGAUGAAGACGCGAAGAAGGCACUCCUACGCCUCACAAAUGCCGACCGAGUGGAUUUCAAUGCGGACGAAACAAUUGCUAUGAUACGCCACACCACUAAUCUUGAAGAGAAGCUUUCAGAUGGAGCUACAUACUUUGAUUGCUUCAAAGGGACCAAUUUACGGCGAACGGAGAUUGUCUGUCUUGUGUGGGCGAUUCAGAACCUCAGCGGCAAUUCGUUUUCCAAUUACUCCACAUACUUCCUUGAACAGGCAGGAUUAUCAGCAUCCAAUUCCUAUUCAUUCGCGAUGGGACAAUAUGGAAUCAACAUGGUUGGAGUCUUUGGAGCAUGGCUCCUUAUGUCCUUCGGAAUUGGUCGAAGGACGCUAUUUUUCUAUGGCCUCUGCGGGCUAUGCACAAUCCUAAUUGUUAUGGGCUUCCUUGGCCUGGUUCCUAAUAGGGAUCAAGCAUCGCUCGCAACAGGUUCAAUGAUGCUUUGCUGGGCAUUGUUCUACCAGCUUUCUGUCGGGACUGUGGCUUAUUCCCUCGUGGCAGAAAUAUCUACUCGUCGACUGCAAAUCAAGACUGUGGUGCUGGGCCGCGUCCUAUACAAUGUUAUCGGUAUCAUCUGUGGUGUGCUAACUCCCUAUAUGUUAAAUCCUAGUUCCUGGGAUUGGGGUAAUUAUGCCGGGUUUUUCUGGGGAGGUGUUUGCUUUUGUUGUGUUGUAUACACGUUUUUCCGAGUUCCAGAAACAACCGGUCGCACUUUUGCUGAACUUGAUAUGCUGUUUGAAGAGAAUGUAUCGGCCAGGAAAUUUUCCAGCACCCAAGUUGAUGUAUUUGGAGGUCAGGUGGAAGUGGAAGUGUUCGAACACAAUGCAAAAGCAUAA
Messenger RNA from Penicillium subrubescens, 1632 nucleotides. Its product is annotated as Major facilitator superfamily domain general substrate transporter. The coding region runs from base 1 to 1632 and encodes 543 amino acids. Lineage: Eukaryota; Fungi; Ascomycota; Eurotiomycetes; Eurotiales; Aspergillaceae. Gene Ontology annotation, biological process: transmembrane transport; carbohydrate transport. The transcript is spliced from 2 exons. Gene Ontology annotation, cellular component: membrane. Gene Ontology annotation, molecular function: carbohydrate:proton symporter activity. The record is from RefSeq and is a predicted model, not a curated record.